CUCAGUAGUCAAUACUCGCAAAGGAGCACACAGUCACCGAAAAAUGGCUUUCCCUUCAACUAUCUUCUCACUCUCUCUUCUCCUUGUCCUGUGCACACUCCCCAAAGCUACGCACGCUGGGCUCAUAUUAACACUUGUCAACAACUGCCCAUACACCAUUUGGCCCGCCAUUCAACCGAACGCCGGCCACCCCGUUCUCGAACGCGGUGGUUUUGCCCUCCACACCUUAACCCACCGCUCCUUCCCGGCCCCCACCACCCACUGGUCAGGCCGCGUCUGGGCCCGUACCGGGUGUACCUAUGCUAAAGGUCACUUCUCCUGCGCCACCGGAGACUGCGGUGGCCGUCUGGAAUGUGAGGGACUUGGCGGAGCCGCCCCCGCUACUCUAGCACAGUUCACUCUCCACCACGGCCAUGCUGACUUCUCCUCGUAUGGAGUCAGUCUGGUCGACGGGUUCAACAUUCCCAUGACGGUCACCCCCCACGAAGGGAAAGGCCAGUGCCCGGUGGUCGGGUGCAGGGUUGAUUUGCUCGCCACCUGCCCACAUGGGUUGAAGUACUAUGCUCCGGAUGGGCAUGUCAUGGGUUGCAAAAGUGGUUGCACCGCCUUCGGCACGGAUGAGCUGUGCUGCCGGAACCACUACAACAGCCCACAGACGUGUCAUGCUUCGAGCUAUUCUGCGUUCUUUAAGCACGCGUGUCCUGCGACAGUUACGUACGCACAUGAUAAUCCUUCGCUGAUGCAUGAAUGCUCUUCGCCGCGCGAGCUCAAAGUCAUUUUCUGUCACUAAUGGCCAAAAACUGGAGUUGGGCAUGGAAAAAAAAGCAGAUAUUUUAGCUUAUUUUAAGUUGUGAUUGCUGCUAUUGUGUUAGACUCGAGUAGUGUUUGUCUGUCUGUAUUUUGAUAUCUGUGGUUUUUUUUUUUUUUUUUUUUUUUUUGUGGGUAAGCAACUAUUGCUAAAAAUAAAUUAUGAGGUUAAAAUUAUGCUAUGACUAAACCCACUAGACCAGCUGUAUCGAUUUUGGUUUUUUAUUCUUCAAAAAUGAAGGUUUGGCUUUGCAAGAUUA
This is a messenger RNA of Olea europaea var. sylvestris, 1067 nucleotides long. RefSeq names its product osmotin-like protein. Bases 44 to 790 code for a protein of 248 amino acids. NCBI's taxonomy places the organism in Eukaryota, Viridiplantae, Streptophyta, Magnoliopsida, Lamiales, Oleaceae. The transcript has a single exon. Gene Ontology annotation, biological process: defense response. Gene Ontology annotation, cellular component: extracellular region. The record is from RefSeq and is a predicted model, not a curated record.